Molecule: messenger RNA, 1137 nt
Organism: Kwoniella botswanensis
Lineage: Eukaryota; Fungi; Basidiomycota; Tremellomycetes; Tremellales; Cryptococcaceae
Product: isocitrate dehydrogenase, NAD-dependent
Exons: 13
Coding region: 1-1137 (378 amino acids)
Biological process (GO): tricarboxylic acid cycle; isocitrate metabolic process
Cellular component (GO): mitochondrion
Molecular function (GO): NAD binding; magnesium ion binding; isocitrate dehydrogenase (NAD+) activity
Source: RefSeq, a predicted model, not a curated record
AUGUUCUCACGAUCAGCAUCUCGAAGUGUAGUGUCCUCCCUCCGGUCCUUACAGGCACCCGUAAGGCAUUACAACUCUGCCUUCGGCUCGUCGACACCCACCUCGGCUUUCGCUGGUAAGAAGGGAUCAGAUGGUAACUACACCGUCACUUUGAUUCCUGGUGAUGGUAUCGGUCCAGAGAUUGCUCAAAGUGUCAAGGAGAUCUUUGCUGCUGCCAAGGCCCCUAUCAAGUGGGAGGAAGUAGAUGUCACCCCAAUCCUCAAAGAUGGUAAAACCGUCAUUCCCGAAGACGCUGUCACAUCGAUCAAGAAGAACACUGUCGCUCUCAAGGGUCCUCUUGCUACUCCUAUCGGAAAAGGUCACGUAUCCCUCAAUCUUACCCUCCGACGAACAUUCUCCCUCUUCGCCAACGUACGACCAUGUGUCUCCAUCCAAGGUUACAAGACCGCUUAUGACAACGUCAACACUGUAUUGAUCCGAGAAAACACCGAAGGAGAAUACUCAGGUAUCGAGCAUGAGAUCGUCGACGGUGUAGUACAAAGUAUCAAACUGAUCACUCGAGAGGCUUCCGAACGUGUUGCUCGAUAUGCUUUCCACUACGCUUCUGAGAACGGUCGAAACAAGGUUACUGCCGUGCACAAAGCCAACAUCAUGAAAAUGUCCGACGGAAUGUUCUUGACUGCUUGUCGAGCCGUUGCUAAGGAAUACCCUAACAUCGCUUACGACGAAGAUUUACUUGAUCGAGUCUGUUUGAGGAUCGCUACCGACCCAACACCUUUCGCUGACCGAGUUAUGGUCAUGCCUAACCUUUACGGUGAUAUCUUAUCUGAUUUGUCAGCCGGUUUGAUUGGUGGUCUUGGUCUUACUCCAUCGGGUAACAUUGGUAGAGACGCCUCCAUCUUCGAAGCCGUGCACGGUUCCGCGCCCGAUAUCGAGGGUAAAGGACUCGCUAACCCAACUGCCCUUCUUCUCUCCUCCUUGAUGAUGCUUCGACACAUGGGUCUUUUCGAACUCGCUGACAAGAUCGAGAAGGCUGCUCUUUCUACCAUCGCCGAAGGUAAAGCCAUCACCCGAGAUCUCGGUGGUAAAGCCGGUACUCGAGAAUACACCGAUGCUAUCUUGGCUAAACUCAAGUAG